Molecule: messenger RNA, 7615 nt
Organism: Cydia amplana
Lineage: Eukaryota; Metazoa; Arthropoda; Insecta; Lepidoptera; Tortricidae
Gene: Not1
Product: CCR4-NOT transcription complex subunit 1
Exons: 16
Coding region: 229-7401 (2390 amino acids)
Biological process (GO): nuclear-transcribed mRNA catabolic process, deadenylation-dependent decay; negative regulation of translation
Cellular component (GO): CCR4-NOT core complex; P-body
Molecular function (GO): molecular adaptor activity
Source: RefSeq, a predicted model, not a curated record
AGUGCCUUCGUCAUCGUGCAGAUUUGCAGUACGGAAAUUUUUCCAGUGUGGGGUGUUAAAUUAUGUUGAUUUUAAUGAAGUGAACAAUAUUAUUGGUGAUGUUGGCCUUAGGCUUAUUGUUAUUUCGCAAAAAAACUCUCAAAGAACACACGUUUAUUGUAGUAAUCCGUCAAAAAUCGAGAAAGCUUCAAACGUGUUUGAAGCUUUCGGUUUCGCAUUAAUGGAACUAUGAACCUGGACUCUUUAACGUUUAGCUUAUCGCAAAUCAAUUAUCUUGUUGUAAAUUUAAGUAAGAAGAACUUUAAGCAAACCAGUCAAGAGUUAACUAAGCUUGUGAACCUAUAUGGCCUGGAAGCUGAAAAUCAACUACUGAGGUGCCUUCUCGCAGAAGCAGCUAAAACCACUUGGGACACUGACAGGUCGUCCUCAUCCGCGGGCAGUAGUGUUCACGCCUCGCUUCUCUCCCAGCAUCUGACUUCGUUGUUAAACCACCCCGCCAAGGCGACCGUAGUCUGUUGCUUGGUUGAUAACCCACCCCGGUCUUUACAAAAGAUAUUAAAGCCAUCAAAUACUUUACUCAACCGGCUUACAAGAUUGCUAAAGUUAACCACUGCCGAGGAUGUUGCCUUUUCAUUGAUUUUGAGGAAGAAUUCAUCAAAACCUGAAAUUGUAUCACUUGCAAAGCAACAUUUGAAAAAGAGAUUUUUAGAACUCGUGCAGUGCUAUCUUGACGCAGAGCGAGGACAUCAAGUAGAGCGUGCAGGCCUUCAGGAAUGCAGCCCUGAAGUUUUGCAAAAUCUUCUGACGAGUCUCGCUCACGAAAAUUUUCGUUUGGCAGCUGUGACUAAGGACUUGUUUCUAAAACGAUUACGAAGUGACUUUCCGCGCGAAGUAGUGCCCAUAAUACUCGCGCCACUGCUGUAUCCUGACGAUACACAGACACCCCUCGAGGAGAUGACCACGGCCGACGACAUGACCGCAGCCAUGAUGGACAACUCAUUCGCAGAUAUAAUCCGAGAUAUCGGCUACAGCUUCACCGCAUCCGUCGAGGAAUGCAAAAACAACAUGUUAAACUUCGGCGCUCGAGAGCCCACUGCGAUAGACGUGGCCAGGGUUAUUUCGAUGAUGGUUCGAUAUCACGCCACAGCCGAGGGCCCGCAAAUACAAACACCAGGAAAUUUUUGGAUGGGUCACGAAGCCAAAAAGGACCUAAUUACACAUGGACAUGGGGAGUCUUGGAACCCUGAAGUUUUUGUUCAAACUCUCAAAGAGCUGGCUUCUAACCUAAACUGGAAAGAAGUGAUUCUACAACUCGAUCAUCCCGAGUUUAUUGUUCCAGAUAGGCAAGGCCUUAAUUUAUUAUUCACUAUCCUAAGAUUGGGGCUGCAGAGUGCAGGAUAUCCGGCAAAUAUUUUUCCUGUUGAAUAUCUUUGUCGUAGGUGGACUAAUCUAGAGGGCCAGCUUAGCUUGCUAAGUAAUAUCCUCAAACAUCCAGAUAUAUUCAGUUUUGCAGACCAUCCCUUUCAUCCCGUGUCUAUUGAUUUAUUAAAAUCACCUCCAGAGACAGAUAACAAAGAAAUAUCUACUUGGCGUUGUUUAUACUUGGUAGAACUGCUACUGUAUGCCGCUGACCGCGACUAUUAUGUCCAAGUGCAUGAGUUAUUCAAGUUUCCUCUGCAGCAUUGUCCUGACAUCCUGCUACUGGCUUUACUGCAAAUAAGUCCACCAAUUACUGUUUUUAGACAAGAGUUAUUGACAACGCUGAUACCGAUUUUCUUGGGUAACCAUCCGAAUUCAGCAAUAAUAUUACACCAUGCUUGGCAUACACAGAAUCCUAACAUAAAGCAUAUAAUAAUGCAUGCUAUGGCCGAUUGGUACAUAAGAGGUGAGAGUGACCAAUCAAAGCUAUCCCGAAUCUUAGAUGUGGCACAAGAUCUUAAAGCCCUGUCUCUUUUAUUGAAUGUGCAAUCGUUUCCAUUCGUUAUUGACUUGGCCUGUUUGGCCUCACGGCGUGAAUAUCUAAAGCUCGACAAAUGGCUGACCGACAAAAUAAGAGACCAUGGAGAGACAUUUGUUUCGGCUAUGGUGAAGUUUUUACAAAGAAGAUGUCCACAGGUUAUCGGGAAAGGACCGGAAGAACAGCUUCCGAAGGCUGCGCAGCUACCGCACGAAACUAUCGCUACUAUGUUAGCUUGCUUGCAGCUCUGUAGUCCCAACGUUCAACCUGACUUACAAGAAGCAAUCUACAAUGUGAUUACUAGUUGUCAGUCGCUAAUACUUAGCAAGACGCGUCAAAACAUUGCGGGUAUAGCUCGACCAACUCACACACGGGUAUUGGAAACUCCCUUCAAUCCUGCUGGCCUCGGCAGUCAGUUGUUUACCCCGCAUGUUGAUUCCAUAGCAACUUUGACCCCGACCGUCGCGAGUAUGAACCUAGGUGCUCCGGCCAACUCAGCUUUUGCUAUGCCAGGUAAUCUUGGUCCUCUAGUUACUACUCCGGGAUCUCCUUCUCGACUUAUGGGUGCUGGACCUAAUAGUCCUUUCGCAAUGAUGCCCUUACAGCACAACACGAACGUGGCUAACAUGGGAGCAUUGGCCAGAAUGGGCCAAGCGCCAGCAAUGGACAAACCGCGUAUUCCAGAUCCCAUACAUUUUCCGGAAAUGAUGCAGAAUGUUUCCAAAGAAAUUGAGGAUGAAGCCAAUGGCUAUUUUCAAAGAAUCUACAACCAUCCACCUCAUCCAACGUUGUCCAUAGAUGAAGUACUCGACAUGUUGAAGAAAUUCCAAGAAUCUCCGAACAAAAGAGAACGAGAAGUAUUUUCGUGUAUGCUACGUAACCUUUUUGAAGAGUACAAGUUUUUUCCUCAAUAUCCAGACAAGGAAUUGCACAUUACUGCUCAACUUUUUGGAGGAAUCAUAGAAAAAGGAUUAGUACCAAGCUACGUUUCGCUGGGAUUGGCUUUACGAUUUGUGCUUGAAGCUCUAAGGAAGCCAGAGGGAUCCAAAAUGUACUACUUCGGUAUAGCUGCUCUGGACAGAUUUAAAUCUCGUCUUAAAGACUACCACAAAUAUUGCGAGCAUGUUAGAGCUAUACCUCAUUUUUGCGAGUUCCCUCCACACUUGAUAGAAUACAUCGAGUUUGGAUUGCAAAGCCAAGAGCCACCUACUAAACCACAGGGAGCUGUGCUGCCCACCAGCCUGGCGGCCAUGCUGACUCAGAGUGCGGUGGUCACUGUGUCUGCCCCUUACAGGGCCGUUGUUUGUGCGCCGUCGGCGAUUUCCGGUAUAUCGAAGGUGACCAAUGCCGCUGGUGGCAUGGGCAGCCGACCCUCUAUCGCUAACGCCACAAACAUUGACACUCUUUUGACUGCCACAGACAAGGAAGAAAAAAUAAAUGCACCACCUGAAGCUAUUCAAGACAAAACUGCUUUUAUUUUCAACAAUCUCAGCCAGCUCAACCUGCAGACGAAGUGUGAAGAGCUCAAAGAAAUCAUCACAGACGAAUACUUCCCAUGGCUUUCUCAAUAUCUGGUCAUGAAGAGAGCGUCGAUAGAACUUAACUUUCACGCUCUGUAUUCAAAUUUCCUUGACGUUCUCAAAAUACGCGACGUGAACAAAAUGGUCACAAAAGAAACUUACCGAAACAUCAAAGUAUUAUUGCGCUCCGACAAAGGUAUCGCAAAUUUCUCUGAUCGUUCGCUGCUGAAGAACCUGGGGCAUUGGCUCGGCAUGUUGACGCUGGCCCGCAACCAGCCCAUUCUUCACGUGGACAUUGACCUCAAAGCACUCCUUCUCGAAGCUUAUCACAAAGGACAGCAGGAGCUUCUGUACGUCGUGCCAUUCGUGGCCAAGGUUUUGGAGUCUUGUGCAAAAAGCAUAGUGUUCAAACCUCCAAAUCCCUGGACGAUGGCUCUAAUGAACGCAUUAGCUGAAUUACACCAAGAGCCUGAUCUCAAACUAAAUUUGAAGUUCGAAAUAGAAGUGCUUUGCAAAAACUUAAGCCUCGACAUCGCAGAUCUAAAGCCUUCCAUAUAUCUUAAAGAUUCAGACAAACUAAGGUUGAUUGAGUUCCAACUUUCUCAACCAAAACCUAACAAGGAAGCAACUAACCAGAUGCCGGUGACCCAAAACAUAGUUCAGACUCCUCAGAUGCAACUGAUGCCUCCUCAGCCUCCGAUGCUGCCGCAGGAGGACAUGGCCGCCACGGCGCCGACGCCGACCAGCGGCCUGGUGGCUAACGAUCCUAGCAUGAUCGGAGUGCUCGGUUUGCCUGAGCCUCGCUUCAAUUACUUGGAUGUUAAUGUAUCUUCUACUUCUGCAUUUGGACAGAAAAUUUGCUUCAAUCCGCACAUCAUUCUCUUCCAAAGCUAUCCGCACCUAAAGCAAUUUGUCAAGCCUGCCAUAGAAAGGUCAAUUCAAGAAUGGAUUCAUCCCGUAGUUGAGCGAUCAAUAAAAUAUGCGCUGACCACUUGUGAGCAAAUCAUCAGGAAAGAUUUCGCGCUUGACCCUGAUGAAGUUCGAAUGCGCACUUGUGCUCAUCACAUGACGAGGAACCUUACCGCGGGUAUGGCGAUGAUAACGUGCAGGGAACAAAUCAUCAGCACCAUUAGCACCAACUUGAAAUCCGCCUUUGUCGCGGCUUUGAUGCCUGCAACACCCCAACAGAAGGAGGUAGUGGAUAGUGCCGCAGCAGUUCUCGCUACUGAAAAUAUGGAAUUGGCUUGCGCUUUCAUCCAAAAGACGGCAGUCGAAAAAGCGCUACCCGAACUCGACAAAAGACUAAUGAACGACUACGACAUGAGAAAAAUCGCUCGCCAGGAAGGCAGACGAUACUACGACCCUAUUGUCUUGACAUAUCAGACGGAGAGGAUCCCGGAACGCGUGCGAUUACGCGUCGGUGGGCCGACUGAUAUGCAAAUCGCCGUAUACGAAGAGUUCGCUUGUAAUAUACCCGGCUUCAUGCCCGUCCGCGACGCCGGCAUGUUCAUCCCCAAACAGCAGCAGGAACAGAUCCCGCAGUUGACUUUCAGCCAGGUCAUGAACCCGACGCAGGUGUACGGCACGGAUGAAAUGAGCACUCUUAUCACGGCUGCCGAGGUCUUCCUAGCGAACUCGAUAGCAGUAGCGUCUCUGGCAGUACAGUCUAACAAUAUGCACUCCCUACUCGAGUGCCUUGCUAUGGCUAGACGAAAUCGGGACAUUGUAUCCGGAUGUACUUUAUUACAGAAGGCCGUGGAAGGUCUCCUGGACGGGCACAUCGUACAGCCGGGCGCGAGCAGCGACCACGUGGAGAUGAUGACGCGCUACCGCGACGUGCACCUGCGCGUGCUGAAGCUGCUCGAGGACGCGCGCGUCUACGGCCACGUGUGGACCACCAAGCAGAUCACCUGCUGCCUCACCGAGUGCAGGGAGGAACUCAAGUACAACCUAGAGGCGGUCGACUGUCUCAUCAGAAAUAACCUUAUCAACCUACCACAGUACGACAUUGCGUUGGCACACAUGAUGGACAACGGCAACAACUACAUGGCGGUCGCAUUCUCCAUGCAGCUAGUACAGCUGUACCUAGUGGACGACAGGAACAAUUUGUACGCGAACGAGUCGGACCUGUACCACACGACGGAGACGCUGAUGCGCAUCAUGUCCCACUCGCGCCAGCCGCCGCCCGAGGGGCUCGGCAGCCUCAUAGAAAUGAUCCGCGUCAACCAGGACCCGAGCGCCUACCUCGGCGAGCGGUCCCCGCUCGGACCCACCGCGCACAUUCAUGCGGGCAUCUUACAAGUACGGGCACGUGAUUACGACGAUCCACCGGGCCUACUUGAGAAAACCGAGAAUCUUCUCCGCGAAUGGAGAAACGUUCUUCUUAACCCCCUAACAGAGAUAGAGAUUGCACAGAAUUUCAAUCUAUAUGUUCACCGAAUGAACAUGAACGGAAUAUUGAAAUCGGACGAUAUGAUAACUCGAUUCUUCCGAAUCGCGACUCAGAUGUGCAUUGAGAACGUGCACCAGCAGAUCACCGACGAGCGAGUGAACCCGCCGCCGUCUCCUCCCAAGCGGGAGAAGUAUUACGCCAUGUGUGAUUCCUUCAUCAAGCUUGUGUCAUUACUCAUCAAGAACACUGCCGACGGAGGCAACCCGACACCCAAACUAAAUCUGCUCAACAAGAUCCUGGGCAUUAUUGCUGGCUGCUUGCUGCAAGACCACGAUGAGCACGGAACAAACUUCCAACAGCUGCCAUACCACCGGUUGCUGCUAAUCUUAUUCCUUGACAUGAACAUGGCCGAACCUGUACUAGAGUCCAUGAAUUUCCAGGUUCUUACUGCGUUCUGCCACACGCUGCGCAUCAUCCGGCCGAGCGUCGUCCCCGGCUUCUGCUACGCCUGGCUCGAGAUGGUCGCACACCGCGCGUUCAUCAACCGAGUAUUAGCUGUCACUCCUCAGCAGAAGGGCUGGGGAAUGUAUUCCACGCUUCUGAUCGACCUGUUCAAGUUCCUGGAUCCCUUCCUGCGCAACACGGAGCUCGCCGCGCCGGUCAUGAUGCUGUACAAGGGCACUCUCAAGGUGCUCCUAGUACUGCUUCACGACUUCCCAGAGUUCCUGUGCGACUACCAUUACGGAUUCUGCGAUGAGAUACCCCCUAACUGCAUACAGAUGAGAAAUCUUAUCCUGUCCGCUUUCCCGAGAAACAUGAGGCUACCCGAUCCGUUCACUCCGAACCUGAAGGUGGAUCUGCUGGCGGAGAUCACGCUGCCGCCCCGCGCGGUCAUCAACUACGCCACCAUGAUUCCCAACUCGCAGUUCAAAAAGGAUUUGGACGCGUACCUAAAAGCGCGAGCACCGGUCACUUUCCUCUCGGAGCUUAGAGGCAACAUGCAGGUGGUUAACGAGCCAGGUCGCCGCUACAACAGCCAGCUCAUGAACGCCGUGGUGCUGUACGUGGGCACUCAAGCUAUAGCGCACAUCCGCUCCAAGGGGCAGACCCCGAACAUGUCCACCAUCGCGCACUCCGCGCACAUGGACAUCUUCCAAAACUUCACUGUUGACUUCGAUUACGAGGGGAGAUACUUGUUCCUCAACGCAAUCGCAAAUCAACUCCGAUAUCCCAACAGUCACACUCACUACUUUAGUUGCUGUCUUCUGUAUCUCUUCGCCGAGGCAAACUCCGAAGCGGUGCAGGAACAAAUCACUAGAAUGUUGCUUGAGAGGCUCAUAGUCAACCGGCCACACCCAUGGGGCUUGCUCAUCACGUUUAUAGAACUGAUCAAAAAUCCAAUUUACAAGUUCUGGUCACACGAAUUCGUCCACUGCGCCCCAGAGAUAGAAAAGUUAUUCGCAUCAGUAGCUCGCUCGUGCAUUGUUGACAAGACGGGCACGGCAGGCGGCGGGCAGGAUAUAGCCGAGUAGCCCCGCGCCAAUUGGGAGUCGGUCCGACACAAGCAUAUCUUGCAAAGCUUGGUCGAGAAAGGCUUCCAGACUGCGGCACCCCAGGGGGCGCAGCCCCUUCCGCAGCCAUCGACUUCUACAGCCCCACCCAAACAUUGUAUGCAGUGGAACAAACUCUUCAAAAAAUGAACAAAACAGUAUUCUCACUACAGCUCAUCAAUACCGGACAUAAUUA